UGGUUUCAAGGGCAGAUUUACAGUGAGAGCCCAACACAGAAUGUGCGGAGCAGCAUACUAAUAUAUUGCGAGGAUUAACAGCAAGAAUUCCCAAACGCUGGGGGUGGGGUUGUUGGGGAGUGCUGCACAUGCCAGAGUGACCCGACCCAUUGACACUAUGAUAAAUAAGUUACUAAUGUCAUGUGCAGAUAUCAUAAAGCUUGUGACUGUAUAGUUGGUGAAGUAAUUUUGGUAGUUGUUCAUUGGCAGUGGAAACUGCGUAGAAUGGUGGCUCUAGGGAGCACUUCAAUUGUAUUGGCGCAAAUGGUAAGUGCACCAGGUCAGGUACUUGUUUGAUAACAUGCCAAGCACCGACUUUACCCCACACUAGUGUUUGUGGCAUAUAGCAGGCCUCUCAUCUGCUGUAUGUGUGACAUUGAAAUGGCAAACAUUUGCAAGUUUGUUGUGUAGUUUGUUUUGAUGCUAUGGGUCUGUUUCUGUACAAGGUUUCCAACUUUCUUGGAAGUUUAAAUUCAAGUCAGGUCAUUUUAGUCAGUUGUUUACUAGGUUUUAAAAUCUCAGAUUCGCUUAAUAGGACUAGGUGUUAUAAUCCCACUAUUUCAGCACAGUUUAAUUGCCCAAUAGGACAUUUCCCAAGCUUUAUGCAUGACAGGGGGAAGCAGUCAAGAAUACGAAUAGAGGAAAGGAGGUCUGAGGUUUCACUGGGUUCGUUGGGUAGGCAUCCUCUGUGUUUGGAGUAUCUAUGAUUAUAGAAAUACAUAGCAUAUUUAUACUUACCUUUCCUUGCUAUUAUCAGGGAGACAUCUCAUGAGUUGUGUGUCGUGAUCUCAGUCUUGUCGUUGCUUUGUGUCUUUGUGUGGGUGUGUGUUUUGUCGAAUUCGUGGAGUGCCAAUUGACAGCUCCACACGUGUUCGGUGUCUGCGUCACUCACCCCACCCCUGUGUCUCCCUACCAGACUUUCCCCUCACCGGUUUCCCAUCACCUCAUCACUCUCACCCCUGUAGCUUGUUCCUGAUCAGCAGCUUCCCCUAGUCCCUCAUUAUGUUCCUCCUGCAGGUUAUUCCCGCCUUUUAGGUUUUCUCUAUUUAAUCGGGAAGCUACCUCGGGAUCUGGACGCUCUCACCAACUUGUGUCUUCGGGUCGAGAGUCGGAUUAACAACCGCCGGCGCCGCCAACCCUCACCGCCCUCCUGGCGUGUCCGGGAUGCCAACACUCCUCAGAGAACAGUCGGAGCAGGCACCGACGAUGAACCGAUGCAACUAGGAUGUAUUGUGUAAUUUCUGGGCACAUAUAGAAUAUAUUGUGUAAUUUCUGGGCACAUAUAGAUGUUUUUUACAUGUAUUGAGCACUGUUUUUCACCACAGUUAUAAAUGCACUUGAUAAAAUACCUAAAAAGUAUUGAGAAGUAUUCAUAGGAACAUUAGUACAUAGUUGGGUUGAUCUGAAAUCAUAUUCAAUAAGAAUAAUUACAUAUAAGUAGGUUUAUGAUGAUAAUUUGAUUAUUUGAAGAAGAAUUGAUGAUUUAAUGACACAAUCUGUACCUGUAACCAAUGAUUGUUCAUAUAAAUGCACUUAAUGUCACUUUAAGCAUGUUUAAAGCACAUUUGAGCACAGUGUAACAAGGUAAAAUCCAGUGAUGUUUUUUAGAGGCCUAAAGUUUGAAGCCUGUUGUGCUCUCUCUGAAACCUGGGGAUUUUCCACUGUUUAAAAGUAACCAUGAUUACGCACGUACGCCACGCCGUCUCGUAUGGAGACCAUGGCUUGUUUGGUGGUCUUGUGUAGUAACCAUUGUAUGCAAAUUAUUUUAAAAAUGAUGUAAUAACCAGCGUACCACCAUUAGAUACGUACCUUGUUACCUGGGACUUAUUGGUGGCAGGCAAUUAACAAUUGGUUAAUAAAAAUAAGAGAUAACAGGAAAAUACCUGAUUGGUUUCAGAAGAGACCACCUUUCAGAAAUUUUACUAUAACUGUAGACUGGAAAACACUUGGUUUUUAGAUGACUUGGAACAUCUCACUUUGUUUGGCUCGAGCAAAUAAAGUUAACUCCUUGGCACCCGGACCUUCUUUGUCUGAGAGAUUUUUUGAACUACAAGACUGAUAUUUUUCCACAACAGAUGCUCAUGUUUGUCUCCGCAGCAGAAGCAGCAGCGUCUGCUAGGAGGACUUUGCUUCUACUGUGGGAAAUCUGUGCAUCAGGUUGGACAGUGCCCGUUAAAAGAUCUCAGGUGGGCGCUAUUCCUAUUACCUCUCCUGUCUCCCGCACCCUACUGCCAUUCCGGAUUUUGUUCGCUGGUCACAGCCACACCAGGCAAGCACUUCUCAACUCAGGUGCUGAGGGAAGUUUCCUCGAGGGAAGAUUCCUUGAUGCAGCCACAGCGAGCCGGUGGAAGUAUCCAGUUAAAUGCCCCGCCAAGCCCAUCUCGGUCCAGACGCUAGCGGGUCUUCCCUUUGCUACCAUAACUCACGUCACCCCUCACGUCGAAGCCGCCAAUUUGACUGGGGUCCCGGAGGAGUACCACGAUCUGCGCACGGUGUUCAGCAGAACCCGUGUGUCCAGUGGGCAGGUUGUUUGUUCCGGCCACGCUGUGCCCCUAAGUACUGCAGUGGGGUCAUUCAUCUAAGUUUGUUGGCCAUCCAGGAAUCCGGGGAACCCUGGCUUCCAUCUGCCAGCGGUUUUGGUGGCCCUCCAUGGCUGCAGAUGUUAGACAGUUCGUGUUGGCUUACCCUGUCUGCGCUCAUUGUAAGCCCUCCCACCGCCCCCUGCUGGUCUGCUCCACCCACUUCCCAUCCCUUCCCGCCCUUGGUCACACAUCGCCUUAGAUUUUGUCACUGGAGCUGGGUGCUGUCUCGCGACAUUCUGGACCGGUCGCUGAUUGUGGACGUCCACCGGAGACGAGUUCCCAUUGGCGUCCUGGACCGUCCUGCUCUCUACACUCCGGCAUCUCUUCACCAGCGACCACCUCUCUCUGCAAGAAUCGGCCGGCGGGUCGAGGGAUGUCCCCGCCGUGCGUUCCCCCCUUCGUGGGACAGAAUCUCCCGGACUGGGUCUACUUCAGAUUCUUCCGUGAGUGCCGUCGUGUCGAGUCCUCUCCCCGCAGACUCACGUGGUUCCGAGGCCUGUGUCUCUUGGUGGAUUCUUGUGGAAACUUUUCAAUAAAGACCUAUUCAUUCCCGCAAUUGAGUCUCCGCUAUCUCUGUUCACGCACAGUUAUGACAGUUGUGUAUCUGAUCCCACUUUCAUCACAUCCAUUAUCCUGGGUGAAAGAUGCCUUUUGGUAAGGUGCUGCUGAUAGUGCCCCUUGUA
This is a messenger RNA of Triplophysa rosa, 3304 nucleotides long. RefSeq lists its product as uncharacterized. The transcript has 4 exons. NCBI's taxonomy places the organism in Eukaryota, Metazoa, Chordata, Actinopteri, Cypriniformes, Nemacheilidae. The coding region runs from base 2402 to 3157 and encodes 251 amino acids. The record is from RefSeq and is a predicted model, not a curated record.